UCCUUCUUCUUUCAGACUCCCCAGGAUGAGCAUCCAGUCCCCACCCACGCUGCUGGAGCUGGCAGGGCGCAGCCUGCUGAGCGACAAGUCCAGGGCCAUCCUGGAUCUGGAGGACCUGCCCAUAGAGCUCUUCCCACCACUCUUUGUGGAGAGGGCUCCACGGAACUUCUGGAGGACUUGGUCUGGAGCCAUGGUCGAUGCCUCCUCACCAGAGGGCAUGAAGAAGAAUCGAACAUUGAAACUUGGUUCAGCAAUGGCAGCUAAGCUGCCCUUGAAGAUAUUCAUAGACUUGUGCCUCACAGAAGGGCCCCUGAAUGAAUUCCUGACUCUCUUGUUCCUGUGGGUCACACAGAGAAGGGACAGGCUGCACCUGUGUUGCAAGAGGCUGAAGAUCUUUGGGGAACCCACCUGCCACACCAGGAAGGUCCUGAGACUACUGCAGCUGGACUCUGUGCAGAAGGUGGAAGUGCACUGCACCUGGGUGCCCUCUACCUUGGUUGCUUGUGCGCCUUUCUUGGGCCAGAUGAAGAACCUGAGGAAGCUGCUUGUCUCCCAGGUCUGCGUACCUGCCCACACCUCCCCAGAGGAGCAGAAGCGGCUGCUCGCCAAGCUCACUUCGCAGUUCCUCAGGAUGGACUGCCUGAGGAAGUUCUGUGUGGAUGCUGUCCUCCUCCUCGAGGGCCACCUGGAGCAGGUGCUGGGGCACCUGAAGACACCUCUGGAGACCCUCUCAAUAUCCAACUGCCCACUCUCAGAUUUGGAUUGGAAUUAUCUUUCCCGAUGCCCAAAUACCAGCCAGCUCAGAUGCCUGGAUCUAAGGGGCAUCAAACUGACCAAUUUUAGUCUGGAGCCCCUCAAAAUUCUGCUGGAGACUGUUGCAGCCACCCUGAAUAGCCUGGACUUGGAAGACUGUGAGAUCACAGACUCCCAGCUCCAAGCCAUCCUUCCUGCCCUGAGCCGCUGCUCACAGCUCAGGGCCUUGUGCUUUUUCCAGAAUCGCAUCUCCAUGUCAGUCCUCAGGGACCUGCUCUGUCACACUGCCACGCUGAGCAAGUUGUGUGUAGAGCUAUACCCUGCCCCUCUGGAGAGCUAUGAUGCCCAGGGUGCCAUCCACCCAGGGAGAUGUUCCCAACUCUGUGCUGAGCUCACAGAACUUUUGAAGGACUUUAGGCAGCCACAGGUCCUUAUUUUCUAUACUUUGCCCUGUCCUCAAUGUGGCCACAUGUUCAUCUACAACCGGGGCCUCAAUCACUGUUUCUGUCCAACAGCUGCCUAGUUGAGUGUGUAUGAAAAGCUGCCCUCUACGCAACUGGAUAUAUAACCAGGAUGUAGAGAGAUCAUGAAGGAAACUCAGAGCCCAGCAUUUCAGACACUGUCUGAAGUGUGGAUGGGGAAAGGAAUCAGAUGCUGGGGGCUACAUUGGGAGGAAGCCCCUAAAGAUUGGAACCUCUGUAUAGAGCCAUAUGUGUCUGUAUAGAGUCAUCACAAGGGGCCUGGAUUUUUAGAAUGGGAUUUAGGCUUCAUGCACACAUGAAGAAACUAUUUUGUUUCAUGGAUGGUGCAUAAAUAAAUAGUCUGAAAUGAACGGAA
Molecule: messenger RNA, 1590 nt
Organism: Ictidomys tridecemlineatus (thirteen-lined ground squirrel)
Lineage: Eukaryota; Metazoa; Chordata; Mammalia; Rodentia; Sciuridae
Source: RefSeq, a predicted model, not a curated record